AUUGAUCCGACCCGAUUUGACAGUAAUCACAGAACUUACAAGCUUUCGUCUUCUCCUCCGAUUUCUCGGGAGACACCAAAACCCGACGAAUCCCACAAAAAUGGAGAUUCUCCGCAAGUUCAAAUUUCCCGCGAGAUCCAAGUCGCCGAUCUUUGUUUUCACAGUCACCGGCCUAGCUCUUACCGCCGUCACUGGCGGCGCCACCGCCGUCUCUGUUUUCCGGGACUCUCCUUCCGUUCAUCAUCCAAACAAAAUCGCGACGGCGGUGGAAGGCGUCGUCCGUUCUUCUCGAGCUAUCUAUGCCAUCACUCUCACCGUCGCCGAUUACAAGUAUAAUUUGCGUGGAUUCCCGGUGGAUUCCGAUGAGUAUCUUCAGAGAUUAACAGAGGUUCAUUCGCGGUCUGCGAGACGAAUUCUUAAACUGUGUGAGAGUAAUAAAGGUUUCUAUGUGAAAGCUGGUCAGUUUGUGGCUACGUUGAAGCUUGUUCCGAAAGAGUAUUCUUUGGCCCUUUCCUCGUUGCAAGACCAGGCAGUUCCUUGUAAUUUCCAAGAAGUAAAACACGUUCUCACAACCAAUUUGGGUCAAGACCUCACAGAGAUAUUUUUAUCUUUUGAUGAGGAGCCGAUUGCGGCUGCAUCUAUUGCUCAAGUACAUCAUGCUGUAUUGAAGAAUCAUCAGGAAGUAGCAGUUAAGGUGCAAUACCCUGGAUUGAAGCAGAACAUGAAGUUAGAUACAAUGAUCAUGUCUUUCCUUUCAAAAUCAGUCGUCAAGAUUUUUCCAGAAUACAGAUUUGACUGGCUGGUUUAUGAAUUCGUGAAGUCAAUUUCCCAAGAACUUGAUUUUAUCCAGGAGGCAAAAAAUUCAGAGAGAAUUGCCAAAAACUUCAAACAUAACAAAAUGAUUACUGUUCCUACAGUGUUUUGGGAGUUCACAACCACUCAAGUCCUGACAAUGCAGUUCUGCAAGGGUUUCAAGGUUGAUGAUGUGGAGUCCCUCAAGAGCACUAAUCUAAGUCCAGCAAAGGUUGCUAAAGUGUUGGUUGAAGUGUUUGCUGAAAUGAUAUUUGUUCAUGGAUUCAUACAUGGCGAUCCACAUCCUGGAAAUAUACUUGUUUCUCCUGUAGGCAAGAAUGGCUUCUCUCUAGUUCUGCUAGACCACGGGAACUGUAAAACAUUGGAUGAAGGAUUUAGACGGGACUUUUGUCGGUUAUGGGAGGCUUUGAUUCUUCUAGACUCAAACAAAAUACAGGAAUUAGGGAAACAGUUUGGUGUUGGCAAAUAUGCCAAAUUCUUCCCUGUCAUUUUCACCGGAAGAACUAGUGAAAGCAAAUCAGGAUUGGGAAAAGGAAUGUCUAUACAAGAGAGGCAAAAUCUAAAACAGGAGCUGAAGCUUUUGAACUUAGAAGACGUAACAACAUUCAUGGGGUCUCUUCCAUCUGACUUUCUAACCGUAUUGCGAACAGAUGGACUCAUACGGUCAAUCACUUUGAAGUUAGAUUCACCAAAACGUGUGAGACUACUCGCUUAUGCCAAAUAUGCAGUAUAUGGGCUUGGUUACAACCCGACUUAUGAACCAGAUUUUGUCGAGAAUUCGAUGAUCUCUGGAUCUGUAAUGUGGAUGAGCUACCUUCGGUUACGUCUUAUUCUUGAAUUGGUUGAAUUCUUUCAAGGAAUGAAGAAGCUAAAACAUACAAUCUAUUCUUUAUAUGGACGACUCGUCGACGGCGUCACAAGAAGUGUAAAGGUAUCGAGUCUUGUAUGAAAAUGUUAUGGGUUUAAAGAGUGUUUAGUGUCUUAUUUAUUUGAAAUAGAAGUAAUAAGAUCGAUUCUUUGGAAUAAAAAA
Eutrema salsugineum is the source of this 1843-nucleotide messenger RNA. RefSeq lists its product as uncharacterized. Bases 101 to 1762 code for a protein of 553 amino acids. NCBI's taxonomy places the organism in Eukaryota, Viridiplantae, Streptophyta, Magnoliopsida, Brassicales, Brassicaceae. The record is from RefSeq and is a predicted model, not a curated record. The transcript has 16 exons.